Diospyros lotus (date-plum) is the source of this 725-nucleotide messenger RNA. RefSeq lists its product as uncharacterized. Bases 41 to 490 code for a protein of 149 amino acids. The transcript is spliced from 2 exons. NCBI's taxonomy places the organism in Eukaryota, Viridiplantae, Streptophyta, Magnoliopsida, Ericales, Ebenaceae. The record is from RefSeq and is a predicted model, not a curated record.
GCUCCGUUUGGCAUCUUGAUUUGAUUAGCUUGGUUCCACAAUGGCACCUCCCAAACAAGGUGUAAAUGCCAGGAACGGAAAUAAUGUCUUCAGGGGUAGGGCGACUCAGAGAACGAGAUACAGAGGCGGCAGCUCCACAGCUCCCGAUCAAGAGAUAAAUGUAGAAGGUGGAGAAAACAUCUUUGAAGGAGAUUUCUCUCAGGAAGCUGAAGAAAUCGCCCCCGCCGGCGGAGGCAACAAUCCCAAUCAGCCGAUUAUUAUUAUCAUGCCCCCUGAUAAUGGAAGGCCUGUUCCAACGCCAGAUCCAUGGCCAACGCCAGAACCAAGGCCAACACCUAAUCCAGGCGGCCAUACGCCAGGUCAAAGCACGGUUUCAGUGCCUGGAGCAGGAAUGCAAACGGUUUGUCCAGCCUGUGGAAUCAUUUGGGCUAGGAAUAAUUCCAUGGCUAAUUACCAGACGCUGUUAAGAGGAGGCCAUGUAUACUCCUAAGUCCUAAGUCCUGAUCUAUAAUUUUUAAUAUUAUGUAUGUGUCCUUGGUCGGUCUUGAAUAAUGCAUGUCCUAAGUCCUAAUCUACUAUGUGUGUACUAUAUAUGCUUCCAUGUAUGGAGGAGCACUUUGAUUGAUUUCUGCGUCUUUCGACUUCUUCUCUUGUUCUUCCUCUUCCUGAGGGGUUGACCUUGUUGUAUUAAUUCUAUAAUUUGAAAGAUUAUUGUUGUGUGUUUC